CAGGUCAGGGAUGUUGACGCGGCUGCUGAGAGGCGUGGGCGGGCCAUCCCGCGUUUCACCUCUCCUUAGGACACGCCCCCUCAGCACGCCAACCAAUUACGAGGAGGAACCGCCCAGGAUUCUCAUCACAGGCAGUUUGGGGCAGCUGGGCACCGGUCUGGCAAAGCUCCUGCGGGGCAAGUAUGGCGUGGAGAACGUCAUCAUGUCGGACAUCGUUAAGCCGUCCAAGGAAGUCGUCCAAUCAGGUCCCUACGUGUUCGCCGACAUAUUGGACUUUAAGUGCCUGCAGGAGAUCGUGGUGACAUACAGGAUAGACUGGCUGGUGCACUUCUCUGCGCUCCUCUCGGCCAUCGGGGAGCAGAACGUUCCUUUGGCCAUUAGGGUUAACAUCGAGGGCCUGCACAACGUGAUGGAGCUGAGCAAGCAGUACAACCUGAGGGUGUUCGUCCCGUCGACCAUCGGCGCCUUCGGGCCCGACUCCCCCCGGAAUCCGACGCCCAACCUCACCAUCCAGCGGCCAAGGACCAUCUACGGCGUGUCCAAGGUGCACGGCGAGUUGCUGGGCGAAUAUUAUCACAACAAGUUCGGGUUGGAUUUCAGAUGCUUGCGCUUUCCUGGCGUCAUUUCUUCCGACAGCCAGCCUGGGGGUGGCACGACAGAUUACGCGGUUCAGAUCUUCCACGACGCCAUCGAAGGGCGGGAGCACGAGUGCUACCUUCGGCCGAACACCCGACUCCCCAUGAUGUACAUCGACGACUGUCUCAGGUCGCUCUGGGAGAUGCUGAUCGCGCCCGAGGAUCUUCUGAAGAGGAGGACGUACAACGUAACGGCCAUGAGCUUCACGCCGGAGGAGAUCGUGGAGGCCGUGCGGCGCCACUUCCCUGACUUGCCUGUCACCUACAGACCGGAUUCACGUCAGAACAUAGCGGACACGUGGCCGGAGGUGUUCGACGACAGCGAGGCGCGGAACGACUGGGGCUGGCGCCACGACUACGACUUGGAGGCGAUGGUGGACAUCAUGUUCCAGAACCUUCGGCGGCAGCACCAGAUGGCCGAGACCCGGUGAUUCCUCUCGAGGCUGGCCUGGACGCCCGAACAUGUUUAUAUGUAUAAUGUAUAUAAGUUUUUAUGCGCUUUGCACUUUUUGUUAACUACUUUAUAAUAGGAAUUUUGUUUCAUGAUAAAGGUCAAAUACAUUUGUGAAAUCUCA
Molecule: messenger RNA, 1210 nt
Organism: Penaeus indicus
Lineage: Eukaryota; Metazoa; Arthropoda; Malacostraca; Decapoda; Penaeidae
Gene: Tdh
Product: L-threonine 3-dehydrogenase, mitochondrial-like
Exons: 8
Coding region: 11-1066 (351 amino acids)
Biological process (GO): L-threonine catabolic process
Molecular function (GO): L-threonine 3-dehydrogenase activity
Source: RefSeq, a predicted model, not a curated record